GUGCGGUGUGAGCUGGAAGAGAGUCGCGCUGCGUGUCUGCUUCGCCGCUUGUUGCCUUUCUAAUAACAAGGACUGUUUAGUUGUUGUUUUUUUACGUUUGGAUUUCUACAUAAUCCCCCCUCCCUCCUCUAUCGUUUAUCUGGAUCGACUGUCCAUGACGGGAAAUCUGCUGUGACCUUUUUCUCUGGUGGAAAAAGUGGUCCGGUGCCAGCGGGGCGGUGAGUACCCGCUGCUGCUGUGGCGGCUCAUCGUUUUGGAAGGGCUUCGAGCUUCUGAGUGCUGCCGCCACGGAAAUAACACUUCGUCGCAAAGAUGGACCUGAAACUGCUUUUAAUAUCUGCAUUGUUAGGAGUAUACUGCACUGCUCAGAAAGAGGGGAAUGAGUGCAUCAGUGCAAAUGCCAGGUACUGUGGAGAGUGCAUCCAGGCCGGAGCAAAAUGUGGCUGGUGUACAGACCCGGACUUCCUAAAACAAGGUGAGACUGUUUCUACUCGAUGUGAUGAGCUGCAGUCUCUAAAGAACCGAGGUUGCGAAGAGAGGUUGAUAGAGAAUCCUCAUGGAGGGAAGAGAGUUCUCAAGAAUAAACCGGUGACAAACCGAAGAAAAGGAGCAGAAAAACUAAAGCCAGAAGAAAUCACUCAGAUCCAACCUCAAAAGCUCAAUCUCACCCUCAGAUCAGGCGAGCCGCAGUCUUUCAAUCUGAAGUUCAAACGGGCAGAAGAUUAUCCCAUUGACCUGUAUUACUUGAUGGACCUAUCUUACUCGAUGAAAGACGAUCUGGAGAAUGUGAAGAACUUGGGAACCAGUUUAAUGCUAGAAAUGUCAAAGAUCACAUCUGACUUCAGGAUAGGCUUUGGUUCUUUUGUGGAGAAGACGGUUAUGCCAUACAUCAGCACCACUCCAGCCAAGCUGUUGAACCCAUGCACCGGUGACCAGAAUUGCACCAGCCCAUUCAGCUACAAGAAUGUUUUAAAGCUCACCAGUGACGGCAAAAACUUCAACACUCUGGUGGGGCAACAGCAUAUUUCAGGAAACCUGGACUCUCCUGAGGGGGGCUUCGAUGCCAUCAUGCAAGUGGCUGUGUGUGGGGAUCAGAUUGGCUGGAGGAAUGUGACUCGCCUGCUGGUGUUUUCCACUGAUGCUGGCUUCCACUUUGCAGGAGAUGGCAAGCUAGGUGGCAUUGUCCUGCCUAAUGAUGGAAAAUGUCAUUUGGAGAACAAUUCAUAUACCAUGAGCCACUACUAUGACUAUCCCUCAAUUGCUCACUUGGUUCAGAAGCUGAGCGACAACAACAUUCAAACCAUAUUUGCUGUGACAGAGGAGUUUCAGCCCGUGUAUCAAGAGCUCAAAAAUUUGAUACCAAAGUCUGCAGUGGGCACCCUGUCUGCCAAUUCAAGCAAUGUGAUCAACCUCAUUAUCGAUGCUUACAAUUCGCUUUCAUCUGAGGUCAUUUUGGAGAACAGCAAGCUUCCAGAGGGAGUGACCAUUGCUUACACAUCCCGUUGUAAGAAUGGAGUCAUUACUGAGGGUGAAAAUGGACGAAAGUGCUCUAACAUCUCAAUUGGAGAUGAGGUCACAUUUACCAUCAGUGUAACAUCGAAGGGCUGUCCAAAACAAGGCAAGCCUGAGACAAUCAAGAUAAAGCCCCUAGGAUUCACGGAAGAGGUCGAGAUUACCCUCAACUUUAUUUGUGAGUGUGAAUGCCAUAAGGAGGGUGUCGCCAACAGCGAGAACUGCCAUUAUGGGAACGGGACUUACGAAUGUGGAGCCUGCAAGUGUUAUGAAGGACGUGUUGGCAAACAGUGUGAAUGCAGCAGCAAUGAUGUGGCUACGGAGGACAUGGACCGCACCUGCCGCAAAGACAAUGGCACUGACAUCUGCAGCAACAAUGGAGACUGCGUUUGUGGCACGUGCGAAUGCAAGAAGAGAGUCGAUCGGGAGGAGCGCUACAGCGGGCAGUACUGCGAGUGUGACAACUUUAACUGUGACCGCUCAGGGAACAAACUGUGUGGAGGGCAUGGACGUUGUGAGUGCAGAGUCUGCAUCUGUGACAACAUGUGGACUGGGAGCGCCUGUGACUGUUCUCUAGAUACCAGCACAUGUUUGGCCAGCAACAGGCAGAUUUGCAAUGGCAGAGGGACCUGCGAAUGUGGCACUUGCAAGUGCACUGACCCCAAAUUCCAGGGUCCCACCUGCGAAACAUGCCCUACCUGCCCAGGAGUGUGCACCGAACACAAAGAGUGCGUCCAGUGUCGGGCAUUUGGUACAGGUGAGAAGAAGGAAACGUGCGAACGGGACUGCAGCUACUUCAACUUGUUCAAAGUGAAGGAUAGGGACAAACUGCCUCAACCCAACGAUGCCUCCUAUCCCGUGAUGCACUGUAAGGAGAGGGACGCAAACGACUGCUGGUUCUACUACACCUACGCUGUCAACAACAACACAGAGAAGGAGGUCCAUGUGGUUGAAACUCUGGACUGUCCUGCUGGUCCUAACAUCAUCCCCAUUGUGGUGGGCGUAGUUGCUGGCAUUGUCUUGAUUGGUUUAGCCCUGCUGCUCAUCUGGAAACUGCUGACAAUCAUCCAUGACAGAAGAGAAUUUGCCAAAUUUGAGAAGGAAAAGAUGAACGCCAAAUGGGACACGGGUGAAAAUCCCAUCUACAAAAGUGCUGUUACGACUGUGGUCAAUCCCAAAUAUGAAGGAAAAUAAUGAACAAGAAUUUGACAUCUACAGUAUUUGUUGUAGGUUUGGCUUCUGAGGAGGAUUUUGUUGUUUCCUGUGUUUGCUUUGCCAUUACAAUGCACAUGUGUUUUUAUUUUUACUAACACAUAUUUAUAUGCUUUUGUUGUAUUUUAGAUGUACAUACAGUAUGUAUAUAUACUUUUCAAAUGCAUAUUUCUUGGAAGUUUAUGGAUUUAAGUUGUUUUUCUAACCUGCCAAAGGUCUGGUGCGGGCAUAUUAUUUUGCUUGUUUUACCAGAACGUGAAUAUCCCGAAUAUUACUUUCUGCCCCAGAAAUAGAAAUAUUUAGCUUCCAAAAUGUUGUGCUAAACUGCCAGCUCAUAUUCAAAUCUCUCUCCACUCUUGUCUUUCUGCACUGACUGUUUGUCUGUGGUGUCUUACUAUGUGAGAGAACCUGAGAUGCUUUUAAUAAAUCGUCAGCCAUAGCAGCACAUUUUGCAGCAAUAUGUGUAUAUCUUGAAAAUUAAAUACAAUACCAAUUUCAUUCUUCAGUUUAGCAUUUUGGUGAGGUUUUCAUGCCACAAAAGUGAAUAUUUGUAAAUGUAGUUUGGACUGCAGCAGUUUUAUUGCAUUUUUGCAUAUGUUGAAGGCAUUACACCCCAAUAUAAAUGUUUCAUAUCAAUUAUCAUUUGUAUGGUUGAUAUGGCGUCAUAAAUGGACUUUAUACCACUUGUAAAAAUAUGAAAUGAUGGCAGUGCUGAGGCAAAAGAUUUUUUUUUUUAAGAUAGCAAUUGUAAUACAUGUAAUUUACCAAUAACAGUGACUUCUUUAUUCUCAGGUCCUUUCCUUGUUUUUGCCAAGCACACCAAAAAAAUGUUCUUUUGUGCACUUGUUUCUCCGUCAUCUUUUUAUUUUGUUUUUCAAAAAUAUUUUAACAUUGUUCACCUUAAUGCCUCAGAAGCACCAUGCACGCGCCUUUACAGUAUUGUUUGAAAAGUGCCUUUUAUUUCAGUUACCAUGUUCUCUCCCAAUGCUGUAAUGACUUAUUUAUUAAAUAAACCCCAAAAACAG
Molecule: messenger RNA, 3749 nt
Organism: Syngnathoides biaculeatus (alligator pipefish)
Lineage: Eukaryota; Metazoa; Chordata; Actinopteri; Syngnathiformes; Syngnathidae
Gene: itgb1a
Product: integrin, beta 1a
Exons: 16
Coding region: 313-2706 (797 amino acids)
Biological process (GO): cell migration; cell adhesion mediated by integrin; integrin-mediated signaling pathway
Cellular component (GO): integrin complex; cell surface; focal adhesion
Molecular function (GO): laminin binding; integrin binding; collagen binding involved in cell-matrix adhesion
Source: RefSeq, a predicted model, not a curated record